This is a messenger RNA of Xiphias gladius (swordfish), 1942 nucleotides long. It is a transcript of the gene dxo, whose product is annotated as decapping exoribonuclease. The record is from RefSeq and is a predicted model, not a curated record. NCBI's taxonomy places the organism in Eukaryota, Metazoa, Chordata, Actinopteri, Istiophoriformes, Xiphiidae. Gene Ontology annotation, biological process: nuclear-transcribed mRNA catabolic process; NAD-cap decapping. The coding region runs from base 397 to 1710 and encodes 437 amino acids. The transcript has 7 exons. Gene Ontology annotation, cellular component: nucleus; cytosol. Gene Ontology annotation, molecular function: mRNA 5'-diphosphatase activity.
ACCGCAGUUUGCAGGGAGUGUCGCGACUACCACCAGGCGGACUGGAUGAGAAACUGCGUACGGAAACCGCGUUAACUUGGGUGUUAGCCUACGACGCUAGUCAGCCGUCCAGCUAGUGAAACAAACACACUUUGUGUAUUCGUUCUCUCACUCGGCGUCAGUUUUCGUUUUUUGUGUUUAUCAGAAAGGAUGCUCCAAAAUAUCAUGGUCGUUUUUUACGCGAAGUCCUGUUUUAUUAUUCUGACUGACUUGGCAUUGACAUAAAUUUGACGUUAGCUUAGCUGCUUCCGCUGCGGAUGCUGACGACGAUAGCCAUGUUAGCGCUGCCUCUUCAGCGACAACACAAGCGAGGAUGAGGCAGAGCAUGUUGUGGCUUUCCUGCAGGAGAGCAGGACGAUGAGGAACAUCUGCUCCUCUCCCCAGCAGGUAGCAAUGGACCACCGCAGACCCCACCCUCCCAACUCCAGCUACCACAGCCACCAGUCAGCAUACAAAAGAGAGAGAGAUGACGGUGGAGGAAAUCCCAGUGGGAGUAAACGCUUCAGACCAAACCACCACCAGUAUCAGCCUGGGUCAACUCCUGGGCAAAACCCACUCCGCUCUCGGGGAUUGAGCACUAGGAGGGAGCUUUAUGAAAGAGACUUUCCUGUGUACAGACAGCCUGUGGAAGUAGGUUGUUUUUCCCUCGACUCUGAGCGCAGAUUCUUCAACGACAGCAGGCAGAUGAGAUACUACGUGGAACCUGACGGAAAUCCUAAUUUUGACCUGAGGGAUGGAUACACGGACCGCUUUAUAAAGAGAGACGACAGUGUGAAGGAGAAGCUGGACCACAUCCUGCGGUGGACCAUGGCCAAUAGAUCAAAGCUUAAAUCAAGGGUGACCACGGCCUCAUCGUGUGCGUUAGAUGUCGACUUUGUUACAUGGCGGGGUCAUCUGACCAAGCUGCUGACCACCCCCUAUGAGACGCGGGAGGGCUGGUUGCUGGCGGUCACCAAGUUUGGAGGCACGCUUUACAUCAGCGAAGUGGAAACAGAAGCUGCCUGCAGGGAACGAGAGAACCGCACUGAGAGGCACAAAGAGAUGAUGUACUGGGGAUACAAGUUUGAGCAAUACACAUGUGCAGAAAACAUCCACAGUUUACCUGACCCGAGUGGAGUGGUUAACACUAAUGAGGCCUUCUGCACGGUGGUGCAGACUCGGCUUGCAGAUCACAGGCUUCUGUUCUCCGGUGAGGUGGAUUGUCGGGAUAAAGAUCCCAAUGCUCCAGCUCCUCCCGCCUGCUACGUUGAGCUGAAGACCUCUGCAGAGAUCUGCACCCUCAAACAGCGCAGCAACCUCCACAGGUUCAAACUGCUGAAGUGGUGGGCCCAGUCUUUCCUCCCUGGAGUCCCUCGUGUUGUAGCAGGUUUCCGGGAUCACGACGGUGUGGUUGUUUCUGUGGAGACUUUUCACAUCUCGAAGAUUUCACAUCUCAUCAAGAAUGAAUACAACUGCUGGAAGCCAACAGUCUGUAUGAACUUUUGCUGCGAUUUCUUGUCUUUUGUGAAGCAAGUGGCUACUGAAGACAAUCCUAGUGUGGUGUACCUGUUCUCCUUUGAGCCCCACAGAGAUGUGACCUACUCAAUCCACAGGGACUCCCAGUAUUCAUUCCUGCCCCACUGGUAUAUCGAGGAGAUGACCAGAUGUCGAGACUCACACCAUCAGUCCUGAUUUACAUCUGGUCAUUUAGGACUGUUGAUAUACUGUAUGUGACCUCCAAUGGAGGGUUCUUUACCAAAAUACUUUGGCAUUUAAUGUGUGGACGACUUUACUUGUACAACUUUGACGGUGUCACUGAUCACUACUCCGUGAUAUGUUGGAGGGAUUUUUAUAAUUUGUUCAUUUGAUAACUGAGCCAUGGUUUUUCAUGUGGCAUGUGAUUUUAAAUAAAACAAUAAUUACA